This is a messenger RNA of Orbicella faveolata, 2004 nucleotides long. RefSeq names its product DET1 homolog. The record is from RefSeq and is a predicted model, not a curated record. Gene Ontology annotation, molecular function: ubiquitin-like ligase-substrate adaptor activity; ubiquitin protein ligase binding. NCBI's taxonomy places the organism in Eukaryota, Metazoa, Cnidaria, Anthozoa, Scleractinia, Merulinidae. Gene Ontology annotation, biological process: positive regulation of proteasomal ubiquitin-dependent protein catabolic process; protein ubiquitination. Gene Ontology annotation, cellular component: cullin-RING ubiquitin ligase complex; nucleus.
UAUAGUCUGGGCUAUAAUGGCGGGUCAAGUCGGGUCAAAUAUCGACUAUUCACAGUUUACAGCUCGCAUUGAAGAUGUCUGAGCUGCAUUUUAAGCCAAGAAGAAUACCGAACCAGAAUUUGGUUUGGAGGCUGCGCCAGCGAGAGACCCAUUUUCCAAAACCUGGAACCCACUGGCAUCAAGCUAGAGCUUUCACACAAAACAUCUUUCCAAAUUUCACCAUUGUGAAUGUGGAAACACCACCGUGUUACCUGCGAAAGUUUUCACCCGAUGGGCGUUAUUUCGUUGCAUUCUCUCUAGACCAAAGUUCUGUUGAAGUGUACGAGUUUCAAGGGCCGAGUGCCGCAGAGCAAUUACUGGCGACGGAACAGUCGGACACUGUGAUAAGGAGCAGACUGUUUAGCAGUUUCUUUCGUUUAAGUUCCGUUGUAACAGUGGCGCAGAAUGGAGAGCAUUUGAACAGGGAGUGUAGUUUAUUUACAGAUGAUGGUCGGUAUGUCAUUGUUGGGUCAGCUUCUUAUGUCCCAGAGGAACCUCAUCCUUACUUCUUUGAUAUCUACAGUAACAACGAAUCAGUUUCACCAAAUCCCAGGUCUCCUCUUGAAGAUUACACAAUCCACAUUGUUGACAUGAAAACUGGAAUGUUGUCUGACUCAAGGACGUUCAAAUGUGAUAAAAUUUUCCUGUCUCACAACCAGGGAUUGUACUUGUACAGAGAUCUUCUUGCUGUUUUGUCUGUUCAACAGCAGGUAAUACACAUCUUUCAAGUGACUUCCGAUGGCAGGUUUAUUGAUGUGCGCUCUAUUGGCAGAUUCUGUUACGAGGAUGACGAAUACAUGCUGACCUGUGUCAGGAAUGUUGAUGCUAAUGGCCAGCCCAUACGACCUUACAUGGAGACCUGUCUGAAUGGACUAAAGCAUCGCAUCCUGGCUCACUUGUGGAGAUGUGCAUAUAAUGAAGGUAGUGCUUUAGCCAUGGGCAGGUUUUAUCAGCAUGUAGAACUGUUCAGAGCUCUGAGGAUGUGGAAGAUGCAGCUCUUUGAUAGCAGGAUUUUGUUGAUUAAGUAUGCGAGUGAAGAUGUUGUGACAUUAAGGGUUCCUGAUCCUAACUCACAGCCUUCAUUCUUCAUUGUGUAUGACAUGGAGACGACAAAAGUCUUGGCAGUGUUUGAAAACACUUCUGAGAAGUUGCUAGAACUGUUUGAACAAUUCUGUGACUCAUUUCGGAAUGCUAUGUUGCAUUCACCAGCACAGUUUACAUGUUCAGCUUCAAGCAACAUCUUUGCCCGGCAAAUUCAAAGACGAUUUAAACACACCAUUGUUAAUGCUAAAUAUGGAGGGUACACUGAAGCUGUGAAGAGGCUUCUUGCUCAGCUUCCAAUCAGCUCUCAGUCAUACAGCAGCAGUCCUUAUUUAGACCUGUCCUUGUUUAAAUAUGAUGACAAGUGGGUUUCUGUGAUGGAAAGGCCUAAGGCUUGUGGAGAUCAUCCAAUCAGGUUCUAUUCAAGAGAUUCAGGACUUCUCAAAUUUAAAAUACAUGCAGGAUUCUUGGGACGUCCAAUUCCACCCACAGGAAAGCGACUUGUGGCCUUCACAUUUCACCCACUUUACCCAUUUGCCAUCUCAGUGCAGAAAACUAAUGCUGAGUAUGUGGUGAAUUUCCACAUCAGGCAUCUUACAAGUGGUGUUGAGCAUACUUAAGUUAGGACUUGCCACACAUGUACACUUGCUCUUUCCCAGCAUCUACUGUAUCUAACCUUUGAAAAAUAUAACUUAUUUUUUGUGCUUUGAAUUGAUGGAGUUAGGUAGGUCUUGCAAUUUGUGUAGUUUUCACUAGUGACCGAGUCAAAGUCAGAAUCAUAGUCGGAGUCGUAAGAGCGCUUAUAACCUGGUGAAAAUUGAAAAUCAGAGUCUUAGGCGGAGUCAUAAGCUCAAUGGAAUCAGAAUCGGCACCAUCGCUUGUGAUCCAGUGAAAACUAGAUUGUCGGAGUUGGAAGCAGAAGCG